This is a messenger RNA of Orbilia oligospora ATCC 24927, 2826 nucleotides long. RefSeq lists its product as uncharacterized. Gene Ontology annotation, cellular component: membrane. Bases 1 to 2826 code for a protein of 941 amino acids. NCBI's taxonomy places the organism in Eukaryota, Fungi, Ascomycota, Orbiliomycetes, Orbiliales, Orbiliaceae. The record is from RefSeq and is a predicted model, not a curated record. Gene Ontology annotation, molecular function: phosphate transmembrane transporter activity. Gene Ontology annotation, biological process: phosphate ion transport; polyphosphate metabolic process; monoatomic anion transmembrane transport. The transcript has 5 exons.
AUGGAGAAAGAGAUGAGAUGGAGAAAUAAUGAAAUACCGAAAACGUGGGCUCGGUUGGCAAACGUGUCCGGCCUCAUUCCUUUUCGGACUCUUUCACACGCCGACGGCGACGACGACCCUCGUCGCUCUAAACCCGCAGAGUCCUACCAGCUUCAAGAGCUACCCAGGCCUGCCGAGGCCAACUCAUCCGCCACCGCUGACACUCCUUUCGACUCUGACCGUGAGAAACGGCGGGAAGCCAAGUGGCUUAGAUUUCUCGACAUGAAGUUCAGUCACAGCGUUCAGUUUAAUGCCGUUCCGGAAUGGAGCUCAAAUUACAUUGCCUACUCCAAUCUAAAGAAGCUUAUAUAUACCCUCGAAAAGAAAGCCAACGAAGCCGCCCAACGAGCCGAUGACGAAGAACACACUGCUCUCAUCCAGGAUGGCACAGACCCUGAUCCGAUCUUCAAACGUGCUCUCGACAAUGAACUUCAAAAGAUUGCUGAUUUCUACCAAUUGAAAGAGCUCGAACUCUACGCUGACCUCGACGAACUCAUUCGCGAUAAGGACGCUUAUGUGAAGAACCAACUCGACGAACUGGGUGUUCCAGCCGAACUUGAAGGAAGCCAAUUCAUCAGCAAACGCCGUCGUUCAAACGCCGGAAAUCCAGGUCCUGCCUCAUCAAGCAGCCCGAGAGCACUUAGUCCCGUCAAUGGCAGACACAAGGGCUUCCAAUCCGACUCUGACUCCGAGAACUCCGAGGAUGAGCUUAUUAGCACAAGCACAGCGGAUGUGAAACGGCGUAAACGAGGAUCCACGGUUGGGACAAUCGGUAGCAACGAUCUUCUCUCUGCCACUCAAUCGAAGGCAAAACGUCGUACCUCUCUCGUAUACGAUGAGUUUAAUGAAGGCAUCCUUACGGCUCUUUACGACGAACGUAUCACUCUCAAAAAACGGACGAUCAAUCUUUAUGUAUCCAUGGUCGAGCUCAAGUCAUUCAUUCAACUCAACAGAACAGGUUUUUCAAAGGCACUGAAAAAGUACGACAAGAUUCUCAAUCGGAACUUAAGAGAUAAGUACAUCUCGGCGUCCGUGGAAUCGGCGUACGUUUUCAGAGAUAAAACGGCGAAAGACUUGGGCAAUGGAAUCGCAAAGAUUGAAGCCAUAUACGCUGAACUCAUCACUAAUGACGACACGGAUACAGCGAAAAAAGAGCUGAGACUAUACUUGAGAGAACAUGUCGUUUGGGAGAGAAAUACGGUUUGGAGGGAGAUGAUUGGUAUUGAAAGAAAGGCGCAAGCUGCCAAUUUGGGUAUUAGACGAACACUCCUCGGCGCCGAUGUUCCGGAAGAACGCACCCGACGCCAAGGAGACGAAGCACCGUCAGAGAAGACCGAAAUCCGAACACCGUUAGGCACGAUCACGUGCCCAAGAUGGCUCAUUAGUUCGAACUUCUUUACGUUGAUUAUAGCGACGGCAAUAUUUCUCGCAGUACUGUUUGCACCAAUAUUUGAGUCGCCAGAGCAAAGGGGUUGUUUUGCGAUCCUGGUGUUUGCGUCUAUACUAUGGGCAACAGAGGUCAUCCCACUGUUCGUAACGUCACUGAUGAUACCAUUCCUUGUGGUUAUCCUCAGAGUAUGCCGAGAAGACGAGAAACCGCAUGCCCGGUUGGACGCCAAAGAUACAGCGAAAUACAUCUUCGCGGCCAUGUGGACACCAGUCAUCAUGCUGCUGCUCGGCGGGUUUACAAUCGCCGCAGCAUUGAGCAAAUACCAUAUUGCGAAAUUAAUGGCGACACAAGUGGUCAGUAUGGCAGGGACGAGGCCUAGAACCGUGCUAUUGACAAAUAUGUUCGUGGCAAUGGUUGCCAGCAUGUGGAUCAGCAAUGUUGCAGCGCCAGUGCUUUGCUAUUCUCUUAUUCAGCCAAUGCUACGAAACCUCCCUGCAGAAUCAAACAUGAGCAAAGCCUUGAUCCUCGGCAUCGCCCUUGCCUCCAACGUCGGCGGCAUGGCUUCUCCAAUCGCCAGCCCUCAAAACAUCAUCGCUUUGAAAAACAUGAAACCGGAACCAAGCUGGGGCGAAUGGUUCGUUGUCGCCCUACCAGUCUCCAUCCUCUCCAUCUUCGCCAUCUGGGCUAUCCUCCUUGUUACCUUCAAACCAGGCCGUGGAACAAACAUCGUCCCCAUCAGACCCAUCAAGGACAAAUUCACAGGUGUUCAAUACUUCAUCUCCUUCGUAACCGUAGCCACCAUCGUCCUUUGGUGCUUCGCCGGGAGUCUAGAAGCCGAAUUUGGCGAUAUGGGCGUCAUAGCCAUCAUCCCCAUCGUAAUGUUCUUCGGUAGCGGUAUCCUAACCAAAGAAGACUUCAACAAUUUCCUAUGGACGAUCAUCAUCCUCGCAGCCGGUGGGUUAUCACUCGGAAAGGCUGUUAACUCAUCAGGUCUCUUGCAUACAAUCGCUCGCCAUAUCCAACAAGUAACGAAUACCAUGAGUCUUUACGGUGUAGCCGUUACGUUCGCCGGGUUGAUUCUUGUUAUUGCGACGUUCAUCAGUCAUACUGUUGCUGCUUUGAUUAUUUUACCUAUUGUGAGCCAGGUUGGUGCUCAGAUGGAGGAUCCGCAUCCGAGGGUUUUGGUGAUGGUUAGUGCUUUGAUGUGUUCGGCUGCGAUGGGUCUGCCGACUUCUGGGUUUCCGAAUAUGACCGCAAUCAUGAUGGAAGACAACCAAACCGGCCAAAGGUACCUAAGGGUCACCCAUUUCAUCACCAGAGGUGUUCCGAGCAGCAUUGCCGCUUUUAUAUUAGUCAUAACAGUUGGUUACGGGUUGAUGAGACUAGUAGGCUUUUAA